Haemonchus placei is the source of this 498-nucleotide messenger RNA. Lineage: Eukaryota; Metazoa; Nematoda; Chromadorea; Rhabditida; Trichostrongylidae. The record is from the annotation of a GenBank genome assembly.
AUGUCGGUAUUACUGUCCGGGGCUAUCACCUUGACAGCAGGCAAAUUGUAUCCUGCUUACAGGAGUUAUAAAGCCAUUCGAACGAAGGAUGUCGAAGAAUCGCUAGCCGAUAUUUUCAUGUCAUUUGGUCCAUGGACAAAAGGCGCAUCCAUUUUAUACCAAAAGUGGAUUCAUCCUACGCUCUCCAAGCGUGAGCAGGAUAUCGCUCAUGCUUCGCAUCCUGUGGUGCGCACAGCUGAAGCAGCUCUGCGUGGUCAGAGAUCAUCUAGUCCUGGUGAUGAGCAUCGGAAACUUAUUCGAGUGGAGGGAAUCGAAGAAAUCGACGAUGAAGAUGGCGAGCACGACAAAUCACCCACAUGCCGUCCUAAGAAUCGUUCAAGAUCACGUUCCGUGGAAGCCGGAGCGAAUAAAUUCGUUACGAUGUCACGGAGGAGUCAACGUCGUCCGACUCAUUCAUGUCGCACCUCGCAUAAAAUGAGAUUUCCGUGUACCAUUUGA